AGGCGUGGUUCCGCAGUCCAGUGGGAAUUGCACAUCGCACAUUGAUCCUCUCCCUCUUCCUUGAAAAAUAACUCUCUGUCUCUCGAAUCUCGCCCCGCAAUCUCUCUCGAAAUCAUGGCGCCGAUGAAGGUGUUCGGGUCGGCGCCGUUCACGAACGUGGCACGGGUGCUGGUGUGCCUGGAGGAGAUCGGCGCCGAGUACGAUCUCGUGGACAUCGACUUCCAUGUCAAGCAGCACAAGGCCCCUGAGCAACUCGCCAGAAACCCAUUUGGACAGGUCCCGGCGUUCCAGGACGGCGAUCUGUUACUCUUCCAAUCCCGUGCAAUUUCGCGGUACGUGCUCCGGAAGUACAAGACCGAGGAGGUGAAUCUACUGCGGGAAGGCAACCUGGAAGAGUCUGCGCUCGUGGACGUGUGGCUAGACGUGGAGGCGCUUCAGUUCGACCCCGUGAUGCACUCGGUGUUCUAUCAGCACCGCGUUGUGCCCGUCCUGGGCGGGACAACUGAUGCGAAGAUGGUCGAGGUGAGCAUCGGGAAGCUGAAGAAGGUGCUGGACGUGUACGAGGCCCAGCUGAGCAAGCACAGGUACCUGGCAGGGGAUCUCGUCAGCCUCGCCGAUCUUAGCCAUUUCCCUGAGACGCACUACUUCAUGGAGAUGCCCCACGCGGCGGUGUUCGAUUCGUAUCCUCGUGUUAAGGCGUGGUUGGAGGAUCUCAUGUCCAGGCCGGCCGUCAAGAAGGUUGUUAAAAUGAUGGGCCAGGAAACCCACUAAAAGUUGUGCUAGUCUGUGCCGUACGUACUACGCCUGGUGCCUACUUACUAGCUGUACGCAUGGUGCCUCUUUAUUCCUUAGCUUUAGUUUCAGCUUAAUUUUGUCUUGCAAAUAAUAUACGUGUACCGUGCGCUCUGUUCACUUCACGGUAUUGUUCGCUUUAGUCACUAGAUUGUCUAGGGCAUCUACGGUGGAAGAUAACACUGUCAUUUCUUAUGUGUUCUUAAAAACAAGUACAACAAAUAUUGUACCAUAA
Molecule: messenger RNA, 1027 nt
Organism: Brachypodium distachyon (stiff brome)
Lineage: Eukaryota; Viridiplantae; Streptophyta; Magnoliopsida; Poales; Poaceae
Product: probable glutathione S-transferase GSTF1
Exons: 3
Coding region: 115-771 (218 amino acids)
Cellular component (GO): cytoplasm
Molecular function (GO): glutathione transferase activity; glutathione binding
Source: RefSeq, a predicted model, not a curated record